CUGUCACAUAGUUACACUGUCACAUAGUUACACUGUCACAUAGUUACACUGUCACAUAGUUACCCUGUCACAUUUCUAGACCAGAAAAUGCCGACGGAGAUCAAAGUUGUUAUUCCUCUGACCUAUGACGAUGACGUCGAUGAUAAUUUCAAUGAAAAUGAUAACGUCAUCAAAAGCGUCAAAGAAGAAAAUGUCAGGAAAUAUCCGGAAUCGUCUGCAUCAGCCGUCAAUGUCAAAGACGUGUCUUACGUCACGGCUACUGAUGUGAGUAAUAUGAAGGAGACUUCUCACAGUCGGACUCACAGAUUCCGUACAAGACAAUCUUCCACUAAAAGGAAUGCGUCAACAGAACACAACACGUCAGCGGAUACUAAAGUCUUGCUUACGUCACAGCAUCGUAUCCCACUGGACCUGGACCAGGACGACAAAGUCUUACUGGACAUGGGUCAAGGACGAGGCAGCGCCCAAAAUCCAACAAGGCCUAAGGUCUGGGAAAUGUAACAUGUUCAAAAGUUGAUGUCGUAUUUAUUAUUCAAUUUGACACAGAAAUAGCUUAGACAACAUGAAUGUAACAUUAUUUGGUGACGAUGUCUUCAUUCCUUGUGGUUAACUUGGAGAAAUAUGAAGGGAGGUGUAUGAAUGGAUAUGGCUGAAGGGAGAUGUCGGAAGGGAGAUGUCUCAAGGGAGAUGUAUGAAAGUAGAUGUUUGAAAGGAGAUGUAUGUAGAAAGAUGUAUGUAGAAAGAUGUAUGUAGAGAAAUGUAUGUAGACAGAUGUAUGUAGAGAGAUGUAUGUAGAGAAAUAUAUGUAGAGAGAUGUAUGUAGAGAGAUGUAUGUAGAGAGAUGUAUGUAGAAAGAUGUAUGUAGAGAAAUGUAUGUAGAGAAAUGUAUGUAGAGAGAUGUAUGUAGAGAAAUGUAUGUAGAGAGAUGUAUGUAGAGAGAUGUAUGUAGAGAGAAGUAUGUAGAGAGAUGUCUGAAGGAAGAUGUCUGAAGGGAGAUGUAUGAAGAGAGAUAUAUGUAGAGAGAUAUAUGUAGAGAGAUGCAUGUAGAGAGAUGUGUGUAGAGAGAUGCGUGUAGAGAGAUGUAUGAGGAGAGAUGCAUGUAGAGAGAUGUAUGUAGAAAGAUGUAUGUAGAGAGAUGUAUGUAGAGAGAUGUAUGUAGAGAGAUGUAUGUAGAGAGAUGUAUGUAGGUAGAUGUAUGAAGAGAGAUGUAUGUAGAGAGAUGUAUGUAGAGAGAAGUAUGUAGAGAGAUGUCUGAAGGGAGAUGUCUGAAGGGAGAUGUCUGAAGGGAGAUGUCUGAAGGGAGAUUUAUGAAGAGAGAUGUAUGAAGAGAGAUGUAUUUAGAGAGAUAUAUGUAGAGAGAUGUAUGAGGAAAGAUGUAUGUAGAGAGAUGUGUGUAGAGAGAUGUAUGUAGAGAGAUGUGUGUAGAGAGAUAUAUGUAGAGAGAUGCAUGUAGAGAGAUGUAUGUAGAGAGAUGCAUGUAGAGAGAUGUAUGUAGAGAGAUGUAUGUAGAGAGAUGUCUGUAGAGAGAUGUGUGUAGAGAGAUGUGUGUAGAGAGAUGUAUGUAGAGAGAUGCAUGUAGAGAGAUAUAUGUAGAGAGAUGUAUGUAGAGAGAUGCAUGUAGAGAGAUGUAUGAGGAGAGAUGUAUUUAGAGAGAUGUAUGCAGAUAGAUGUGUGUAGAGAGAUGUAUGUAGAGAGAUGAAUGUAGAGGGAUGUAUUUAGAGAGAUGUGUGAAGAGAGAUGUAUGUAGAGAGAUGUAUGUAGAGAGAUGUAUUUAGAGAGAUGUGUGUAGAGAGAUGUGUGUAGAGAGAUGUAUUUAGAGAGAUGUAUGUAGAGAGAUGUAUGAAGAGAGAUGUGUGUAGAGAGAUGUAUGUAGAGAGAUGUAUUUAGAGAGAUGUAUGUAGAGAUGUAUGUAGAUAGAUAUAUGAGGAGAGAUGAAUGUAGAGAGAUGUGUGUAGAGAGAUGUAUGUAGAGAGAUGUAUGUAGGGAGAUGUGUGUGGAAAGAUGUGUGUAGAGAGAUGCAUGUAGAGAGAUGUAUGAGGAGAGAUGCAUGUAGAGAGAUGUGUGUAGAGAGAUGUUUGUAGAGAGACAUAUGAGGAGAGAUGCAUGUAGAGAGAUGCAUGUAGAGAGAUGUGUGUAGAGAGUUGUAUGUAGAGAGAUGUAUGUAGAGAGAUGUAUGUAGAGAGAUGUAUGUAGAGAGAUGUAUGUAGAGAUGUAUGUAGAUAGAUAUAUGAGGAGAGAUGAAUGUAGAGAGAUGUGUGUAGAGAGAUGUAUGUAGAGAGAUGUAUGUAGGGAGAUGUGUGUGGAAAGAUGUGUGUAGAGAGAUGCAUGUAGAGAGAUGUAUUUAGAGAGAUGUGUGUAGAGAGAUGUGUGUAGAGAGAUGUAUUUAGAGAGAUGUAUGUAGAGAGAUGUAUGAAGAGAGAUGUGUGUAGAGAGAUGUAUGUAGAGAGAUGUAUUUAGAGAGAUGUAUGUAGAGAUGUAUGUAGAUAGAUAUAUGAGGAGAGAUGAAUGUAGAGAGAUGUGUGUAGAGAGAUGUAUGUAGAGAGAUGUAUGUAGGGAGAUGUGUGUGGAAAGAUGUGUGUAGAGAGAUGCAUGUAGAGAGAUGUAUGAGGAGAGAUGCAUGUAGAGAGAUGUGUGUAGAGAGAUGUUUGUAGAGAGACAUAUGAGGAGAGAUGCAUGUAGAGAGAUGCAUGUAGAGAGAUGUGUGUAGAGAGAUGUAUGUAGAGAGAUGUAUGUAGAGAGAUGUAUGUAGAGAGAUGUAUGUAGAGAGAUGUUUGUAGAGAGAUGUGUGUAGAGAGAUGUAUUUAGAGAGAUGUGUGUAGAGAGAUGUAUGUAGAGAGAUGUAUGUAGAGAGAUGUGUGUAGAGAGAUGUGUGUAGAGAGAUGUGUGCAGAGAGAUGUAUUUAGAGAGCUGUGUGUAGAGAGAUGUGUGUAGAGAGAUGUAUGUAGAGAGAUGUAUGUAGAGAGAUGUGUGUAGAGAGAUGUAUGUAGAGAGAUGUAUGUAGAGAGAUGUGUGUAGAGAGAUGUGUGUAGAGAGAUGUAUGUAGAGAGAUGUAUGUAGAGAGAUGUAUUUAGAGAGAUGUUUGUAGAGAGAUGUGUGUAGUGAGAUGUAUUUAGAGAGAUGUAUGUAGAGAGACGUAUGUAGAGAGUUGUAUGUAGAGAGAUGUAUUUAGAGAGAUGUAUGUAGAGAUGUAUGUAGAGAGAUAUAUGAUGAGAGAUGAAUAUAGAGAGAUGUGUGUAGAGAGAUUAUGUAUAGAGAUGUAUGUAGAGAGAUGUAUGUAGAGAGAUGUAUGUAGAGAGAUGUAUGUAGAGAGAUGUGUGUAGAAAGAUGUGUGUAGAGAGAUGUAUGUAGAGAGAUGUCUGAAGGGAGAUGUCUGAAGGGAGAUGUCUGAAGGGAGAUGUCUGAAGGGAGAUGUAUGUAGAGAGAUGUAUGUAGAGAAAUGUAUGUAGAGAGAAGUAUGUAGAGAGAUGUCUGAAGGAAGAUGUCUGAAGGUAGAUGUAUGUAGAGAGAUGUAUGUAGAUAGAUAUAUGUAGAGAGAUGUAUGUAGAGAGAUGUAUGUAGAGAGAUGUAUGUAGAGAGAUGUGUGUAGAGCGAUGUGUGUAGAGCGAUGUGUGUAGAGCGAUGUGUGUAGAGAGAUGUGUGUAGAGAGAUGUGUGUAGAGAGAUGUGUGUAGAGAGAUGUGUGUAGAGAGAUGUGUGUAGGGAGGCGUAUAAAGGGAAAUAAAUGUAAGGAGACGUUUGAAGGGAGAUAGUAUGAAGGGAGAUGUAUGAAAGAAGAUUUAUAUAGGGAAACAGAUUAAGGGACAUACAUGUAGGUAUAUGUAUGAAAGGAAAUGUAUACAGUGAAAUGUUUGAAAGGAGAUUAUGUUGGAAAAUGUGUGAAAUUUCAAAUAACUAGUGUCAUAUUGACAUUUCAAAUAACUAGUGUCAUAUUGACAUUUCAAAUAACUAGUGUCAUAUUGAAAUUUCAAAUAACUAGUGUCAUAUUGAAAUUUCAAAUAACUAGUGUCAUAUUGACAUUUCAAAUAACUAGUGUCAUAUUGACAUUUCAAAUAACUAGUGUCAUAUUGACAUUUCAAAUAACUAGUGUCAUAUUGACAUUUCAAAUAACUAGUGUCAUAUUGACAUUUCAAAUAACUAGUGUCAUAUUGACAUUUCAAAUAACUAGUGUCAUAUUGAAAUUUCAAAUAACUAGUGUCAUAUUGACAUUUCAAAUAACUAGUGUCAUAUUGAAAUUUCAAAUAACUAGUGUCAUAUUGACAUUUCAAAUAACUAGUGUCAUAUUGAAAGUUCAAAUGGGCUCUUUCCGGUUUAUUAUUUUCUUUCCAGACCUGUCAUGGCCAGCGAGAGGGUCAGCGAACAGGUCAAUGCGUCCAUCUGUCCAUCUCGGGGACAUAUGGUAAGAAUACUUUCAUUAUACUUAUUUAACAUUUCAGUAUUAAUAAUUAGUUGGGUAACUCUGACCAAAUCUGUCGUUUGAGUGUUUUUUUUUAUUCUAACCUUUAUAUAAUUAAAUGUAUCAAUCAGGCUGAGGCUAAGAUUGUCGACUGAGACUAGGGUUUCAAGACUGACCCUAGUAUUGCAAGGUUGAGACUAGUGUUGCCAGUUUUUAGACUCUGGUUGCCUAAAAUUCACCCCAACCCAUCACCUUGUGGUCAUACUGAGAAGGAAGACCAAUCACCUUGUGGUUACACUGAGGUGGUCGACCAAUCACCUUGUGGUCAUACUGAGGUGGUAGACCCAUCACCUUGUGGUCACACUGAGGUGGUAGACCCAUAACCUUGUGGUCACACUGAGGUGGUAGACCCAUCACCUUGUGGUCACACUGAGGUGGUAGACCCAUCACCUUGUGGUCACACUGAGGUGGUAGACCCAUCACAUUGUGGUCACACUGAAUGGUAGACCCAUCACAUUGUGGUCACACUGAGGUGGUAGACCAAUCACCUUGUGGUCACACUGAAGUGUUAGACCCAUCACCUUGUGGUCACACUGAGGUGGUAGACCCAUCACCUUGUGGUCACCCCUCUAUCAGUGCAUAAUGGCCUAUAACAGCAUUGUGGGCGCAUCCCAAGAGUUUGAUAGUAAGGGGAGAUAAAUGCUUAAACAUGAGUCCAGGGGUCACGUUCCUUGGUUCUACUUUCCCCUUCUUAACAUCAUCUUCUAAACGAGCUGGCCACAUCGGUCCAUGGGAAAUGCUAGAUGGCCACAUCGGUCCAUGGGAAAUGCUAGCUGGCCACAUCGGUCCAUGGGAAAUGCUAGAUGGCCACAUCGGUCCAUGGGAAAUGCUAGAUGGCCACAUCGGUCCAUGUGAAAUGCUAGAUGGCCACAUCGGUCCAUGUGAAAUGCUAGAUGGCCACAUCGGUCCAUGUGAAAUGCUAGAUGGCCACAUCGGUCCAUGUGAAAUGCUAGAUGGCCACAUCGGUCCAUGUGAAAUGCUAGAUGGCCACAUCGGUCCAUGUGAAAUGCUAGAUGGCCACAUCGGUCCAUGUGAAAUGCUAGAUGGCCACAUCGGUCCAUGUGAAAUGCUAGAUGGCCACAUCGGUCCAUGUGAAAUGCUAGAUGGCCACAUCGGUCCAUGUGAAAUGCUAGAUGGCCACAUCGGUCCAUGUGAAAUGCUAGAUGGCCACAUCGGUCCAUGUGAAAUGCUAGAUGGCCACAUCGGUCCAUGUGAAAUGCUAGAUGGCCACAUCGGUCCAUGUGAAAUGCUAGAUGGCCACAUCGGUCCAUGUGAAAUGCUAGAUGGCCACAUCGGUCCAUGUGAAAUGCUAGAUGGCCACAUCGGUCCAUGUGAAAUGCUAGAUGGCCACAUCGGUCCAUGUGAAAUGCUAGAUGGCCACAUCGGUCCAUGUGAAAUGCUAGAUGGCCACAUCGGUCCAUGUGAAAUGCUAGAUGGCCACAUCGGUCCAUGUGAAAUGCUAGAUGGCCACAUCGGUCCAUGUGAAAUGCUAGAUGGCCACAUCGGUCCAUGUGAAAUGCUAGAUGGCCACAUCGGUCCAUGUGAAAUGCUAGAUGGCCACAUCGGUCCAUGUGAAAUGCUAGAUGGCCACAUCGGUCCAUGUGAAAUGCUAGAUGGCCACAUCGGUCCAUGUGAAAUGCUAGAUGGCCACAUCGGUCCAUGUGAAAUGCUAGAUGGCCACAUCGGUCCAUGUGAAAUGCUAGAUGGCCACAUCGGUCCAUGUGAAAUGCUAGAUGGCCACAUCGGUCCAUGUGAAAUGCUAGAUGGCCACAUCGGUCCAUGUGAAAUGCUAGAUGGCCACAUCGGUCCAUGUGAAAUGCUAGAUGGCCACAUCGGUCCAUGUGAAAUGCUAGAUGGCCACAUCGGUCCAUGUGAAAUGCUAGAUGGCCACAUCGGUCCAUGUGAAAUGCUAGAUGGCCACAUCGGUCCAUGUGAAAUGCUAGAUGGCCACAUCGGUCCAUGUGAAAUGCUAGAUGGCCACAUCGGUCCAUGUGAAAUGCUAGAUGGCCACAUCGGUCCAUGUGAAAUGCUAGAUGGCCACAUCGGUCCAUGUGAAAUGCUAGAUGGCCACAUCGGUCCAUGUGAAAUGCUAGAUGGCCACAUCGGUCCAUGUGAAAUGCUAGAUGGCCACAUCGGUCCAUGUGAAAUGCUAGGGAAAUGGACGGGAUGAUUACAUCAGACCUGAUAACUGUUCCACGAGAGUGGGGAUAGAUUCAGUACGAGAAAUUACUACAACAGAAGGUCUUACAGUUUUACAUUGACAUGUCUGGACAAAACUGUCUGCGACGUGGGCACAUCUAGCUUAAACGUUUACCAAAUGUACUUUAAUGACACGUCGGGUGCAGUUCUUGGUGCUAGAGAAUCUUUCAUAAUGAUUUGUGUUGACACUAUCGAGAGACCUAAAUGGCACAGCGGUUCAUCAAUGAGAUGACGUCAAACUUUAUGGUACUUACUAGCUGGGACAACGCAACAUGGUGCAACAUACGAAAAGAUGUGCAUAAUUUAUGAUAAUUUCCAGGUGGCGCUGCAACUAUCCAACAAUGAUUAUAUGUUUUGAGGGGGGGAGGGGGGUUGUGGUAAUGAGGAUGUUGUCGAUGGCUUGUAUGUUGUCAGUGAGUGUAGCGAUGGUCGUAGCAGUUAGCAUAGUUAUGAGUGUAGCAAAAAGGGUAGUAAAGAGUGUAACAAUGAGUGUAGCAAAGAGCGUAGCUAUGAGUGUUGCAAGGAGUGUAGCAUUGAGUGUAGCGAAGAGCGUAGCAAUGCGUGUAGCAAUAUCAUAGCAAUGAAUGUAGCAAUGAGUGUAUGUAGCAAUGAGUGUAUGAAGCAAUGAGUGUACAAAAUCAAUAAACGCAGGAAAUCAAUGACCACAUACCCGUGAAUACCCGUGAAUACCCCUGCCUGUUCAAAAACCUUCCCAUGAGGGUAGGAAAUCAAUACCGUACUUCAACACCAGUCAGAGCUCAGAGCAACUUCCAAUCCCAUGUCAGUAUGUCAACUCCAGUCAAAGGUCAUAGCAACCUAAAACCCUAUGUCAGAAUGUCAACUCCAGUCAGAGGUCAUAGCAACCUCCAACCCUAAGUCAGUAGGCGUAAAAAUAUAGAGCAGCCACAAGUCGCUAGUCCAGCAUUUAAGUUAUAGACUAAUGUUAAUUUGAAACAAAAUAUGUUGAAGCCUAAUGUCAAGGAUUGUUUGUAGUUCAACCACUGGCGAAUUGUUAUUAAACAGAACUACGACGAUUUCAUUUUUACUUUUGUACAUAGAUAACAUAUUUUUUUAUAAUUAUUAUUUUAUUUCUUUAUUUUCUAAACGGAAAAUGAAUGCAGGCAGAUUUUUAUUUCUGAAAUCAUUUUGUUAUAAAUUCUUUAGUUUGUUUAAAUGUUUGCUUGCUACGUUUUAGAUCAGGUGUAGGACACAUGACACACUGAGUGGUAGGACACAUAACACACUGAGUGGUAGGACACAUAACACACUGAGUGGUAGGACACGUGACACACUGAGUGGUAGGACACGUGACACACUGAGUGGUAGGACACAUGACACACUGAGUGGUAGGACACAUGACACACUGAGUGGUAGGGCACAUGACACACUGAGUGGUAGGACAAAUGACACAGUGAGUGGUAGGACACGUGACACACUGAGUGGUAGGACACAUGACACACUGAGUGGUUGGACACGUGACACACUGAGUGGUAGGAAACGGGACACACUGAGUGGUUGGACACGUGACACACUGAGUGGUAGGACACGUGACACAUUGAAUCGUAAGACACGUGACACAUUGAAUCGUAAGACACGUGACACACUGAAUCGUAAAACACGUGACAUAUUGAGUCGUAGCUCACGUGACAAACAACGCCUCUCAAUUGAAGUUUUUUGUGAAAUGCCACACCCCCCCACCCCGUGUGUUGAUCCUGGUUAUGGAUCUCUCCCCCCCUCCCAACGUUACUACCACCCUUGCCAUUGAGUUUCUUCCCCCAUGUACCACCGCCUCUGCCAUUGAGCCCCCCACCCCCUCAGUUACCACCGCCCCUGCCUCUACAGAGCCAGAGAGACAGGCCAGGCGAUAGCGGCUUUGUUGGGCCGUUUCGGGUCGAUAUCCCUAUCUCGCCGCGGAGUACAUGGCACGACUUUUUCAACAUGGCGACCUCUGUGUUGUUUUCCUCAGCGUCCCUACAAUCAUAGGAUCUUUUCGGUCAACACAGCCAGUCUUACCCGCGUGUUAGUAUCGAGUCAUUCAUCGAUUACUCUCUACAAAAUUCGGACAUGUAACUUAGUUCGUUGACUUACGCUCAGUGAUAAUCAUAAUAACUGUUCAUCUUAAAAUUUAUCCAUGAAAUGCUCAAAGACUUGUUUCUUGGCCAAAUCAACCUCAGACACGGCAGCCACCGAUAAAAAGUUGGUCAACGUGUUCGAGAUCCAGGCAUCGCUGAGAAGGUAAGUGGUUUUGAAUCCCUGUUCUUGUGUUGAAGCUUUCCGUGACACCUGUGUGAACAUGUUUCAUUCCAGACAUUGAUGUGGAGCACCGUGACAUCAUGGUCAAGGCACUCAGGGCCUACAGCAGGCAUCGGUUCAAUGACAGUGGGGGCUCGUACACGAAUAAUAACAGAGAUCCCGCUCGCGAACAGAACUGCGAUAGUCAGGUCGGCAAAAGGACCGAGGGGGUCAAAGGUCAGUUAGACCAAGACGUUACCCAAAUCCCAGGUGCCCCUGGUGCAGACGCCAAUGGCUCCAACCGAGAUUUCAGAUUAUCCCAGUGCCGGCUAAAGUUCCAUGACGAUAUUGAUUUCAUGACGUCCAUGCCAAGGGGUAGAGGACCCUCUCUGUCGGUUAAACGGAAACCUUUGAUGACGUCAUCGCCAGCUGUCGUCACGGCCGUGCCCACCUUGUACGCUCUCGAGGAGUCGGAUGGGAUCAUAGCUGACGCCGUGGGCCAUGUUUACCAACACAAGAGGGUACGCCCAUGGACGGCACUGCCAGGGAAAUACGUGGAGUAUGUCCGGGUGAACACAUCGGACACGCCUGAAAACUUAAACAUCAGGUAGAUUGGUUAUUGGGUAAUCAUUACGGAUUCUUACCGAUGUACGAUGUCAUCGCUUGGCCAUACACAGUAUCCAUGUUAACUAUGGAACGGUGUAACAAUGUAUCAAUAUUUUACACUUCGCUAUUAUGGAACGAUAUAUUAUUAACAUAUAGCUUUGUGACGAUCAAGUCCACCCUUUUAUAACCGUACACCCCGAACAUCCCAACUCCCCCCCCCCAACAUCCCAACACUACUACCACCCCCAACACCCUCAACCUCCUCUACCACCCAUCACCCCAACACCCCCGAUCCCAACACACCUCAGCCCCUUCAACAACCCAAUCACAUCAAAACCCUCAACACCACAACACCAUCCCCCUAGUACUCAACACCACAACACCAUCCCCCUAGUACUCAACACCACAACACCAUCCCCCUAGUACUCAACACCACAACACCAUCCCCCUAGUACUCAACACCACAACACCAUCCCCCUAGUACUCAACACCACAACACCAUCCCCCUAGUACUCAACACCACAACACCAUCCCCCUAGUACUCAACACCACAACACCAUCCCCCUAGUACUCAACACCACAACACCAUCCCCCUAGUACUCAACACCACAACACCAUCCCCCUAGUACUCAACACCACAACACCAUCCCCCUAGUACUCAACACCACAACACCAUCCCCCUAGUACUCAACACCACAACACCAUCCCCCUAGUACUCAACACCACAACACCAUCCCCCUAGUACUCAACACCACAACACCAUCCCCCCAGUACUCAACAACUCAACAUCCCACAAUCCCUUAAACCCCCAACUCCUUCAAUCCCAGCCCCCCGCCCCUCACUUCUUUUGUUCCACGUUUCCCUCCCCUUAUGUACCUACUGAGUGAUCAAAAAAAUACAAACACAUGUAUGCCCUAAUCCCAGUAACUUUGAGGAACAAGCAAAAUUGAAAUCUCUCUCAAAGACAACAAGAAUUAUUUACUGCUUGCGACAUCUAGAAUGCUCAUUUAACUAGACACAAGAACUCAUGUCAUUAAUUUAAAUUAUACCCACACAAAAAACCCCGAUUACUUCGGUAGACAACAGCAACUCAAGAACAGACAACUCUAGCGUUUAAACGGCACCAGGUGCACAUAUUCACCCCCCCCCCUUUUUUCACCCCCACAAUCGCUCACAGUACUCACACGCCUCGUGUGCCUUGUAAAGUAUCGAUCGGCCGUUCACUGACUGCUGUUCUUAUCUAUCCACAGAGCCAGCGACACAGGCCGCACCAGCAGUUCGUCUCACGCUGUCGUCCCGCCCACCCGCCGACGCAGCACAUCCAGUACCGCCCCUGGUCGCCAUCCCAGCACCGCCCCUAGCCACCACCCCAGCACCGUCCCUAGCCAUCCCCCAAGCACCGCCCCUAGCCCCCAGCCCAGAAACGCCCCUAGCCCCCAACACCGUGUGGGGACGCGAAGUAUGAGUGACAACGUCCCCCACUCCAUGGCUUUCCAACGCAGAAACAGAACCACUCACAUCUGGACUGACGGCAGCCAGCUGAUGAGCACGAGCCUACCCACCGGAAGUUUCCUGCAUCAGCACGUCAAUAGCUCGUUACUGUCGUCCCCAAGGUCUUCACGGAGCACCGCUUCGGAAAAGACGUCGCCCGCGGGAAAACCUUCUCGCCCCAGUUCGUCUUACUCCUACGAUGGCGGAUUUUUUCUCGGGGCACAUUCCGGACACGCCGAGUAUUUUGUCAUUCACCCGGAUUGGGUGUCCGAGGCUGUCAGUAUCAAGAAGUUGUCGAUAGGCUCCAAGCCCAGCACGCCCCCGGUAUCCAAGAGUGCGAGCUUCAGAGGGGGCAACUGGUGUGGGCGCAGGUGCUUGAGUGCCCCACCUGCUAAGCGCAGGAACCCUAUCACGUGGGACGUGAGUGACCCUAUUGAUAUCCCAGCUAAACCAUGAGACGUUGUACAGACACUUCGAUCACGUGACGCGUUCUAGUGAGUCGUGACGUCAUCCCAGUUACCGGUCUUUAAGGUGUGAAUUAUAAUCUAUUGGUAAUCGUUUAGUUGUUUUCACGCAGUUUUUUUUUUUUUUAGGAGGAAUCGAUUCUGACCAGAUAUUCGUAAAUUAUUGUGUUAUUUCUUCUGUUCUGGAUGCUAAAAUAUUUUCAUAACCAGAUAACGAUACAGCGAGCCACUUGAAAUAAAUCAAUGGAACGAUUAUCCACAGUAAAAUAUGGUAUAUUUCUCAGAAUGCGUAAAAACAAAUCAAACUGACUGACAGCAAGGCAAGCACAAUGAAGGAUGCAAUUGUCAAACUCAUUAACAUGAACUACCAGCUAGACUUAGAUUUGAAUCAGAUAACCUUCUACCACACACAGAAAUAUCAGGUUUUUAUUGUUACCAAACGGGAUAAGGAGAAUUUCAGACCUGGAUUAUUAUAACAUUUUAUUAUCUUUCAAAUUGCAUCAUAGGAUGUUCACCAUUUUAUCCCAGGGCUUCCCAGGGCCAGAGAGCAGUUUUAGAUCCUUUUGACAACUCUGGGACACAUUUUCCCUUUGGGAUAACAAAACAUUCAUACAGGCUGACAUCAAAAUAUUGUGGGGAAAAUGAAAGAUGUUUUGUUUUAUAUUUAAAUUGAUGCAAGGUUUAUUGCGUUGUCUUGGUUAAUAUUUUGUUUUUAUUUUCGCUUCGAUUCGACUUCAACUCAUUUGAUCAGAGCACUUACUAGUGGCGUAGUGGCGAAUUCUGAACCUUUUCAAUCUUGAUAUUUCUUUGAUGCAUUCUCCCCUAUUCUAUGAAGUCUGUGUCAGCUAUUCACUUAACAUCUAACAGCUGUAAGAUUACUUGGCACAAAGAUUGCUGCAAGAUUACUUGGCACAAAGAUUGCUGCAAGAUUAAUUGGCACAAAGAUUGCUGUAAGUUUACUUGGCACAAAGAUCGCUGUAAGAUUACUUGGCAUAAAGAUUGCUGUUAGUUGAAAGUCCAUGUUGUUCAUUAAGUUUUGUAACUCGUUCAAGCUACAAGCUCAGAACACGGACGCCUGCCUUCGUUAAUUGAAGUGCUGAUGCUCAUCUAGGUAAUGUUCUCAAAGACCAGGACAUCUGCUACUGCUGCUAAACAGCCCUUAUUGUUUCCCCGCAUGCAUCGCUUGCUUGUCAGGACUUAUUGUAUAAAUGUACAUAUUUUUCCUGGGUGUCCUUGUAUGUUAGGCUUAAUACUUUGAGCAUUUAUGUUGAAUGUGGGCGCACAAUUGAUCCAUUGUCUUAUCGUGGCUUUGGUCAAAUUUACAACUUAAUUAUCAGCACGGUGAAACUUAAUCUUGGUCUAGCUUGCGUAAGAUUUAGGAAAAUUGAAUUUGGUCUUAAAAAUAUUCUUUCAAUAGAUCGAUGGGCUUUGAUUGGUUGACAAACUGGGAUUGUUGACAGCUGUGACAGGCAGCUGUGACUGACUAUAGUUAUUGGCACUUAAGAAUGACACCUUUAUUGACAGCUGAAAAUGACACACUUAAUGACACCUGACACUGACACACUUAUUGACACCUGAGAAUGACGCUAUUCAUAGCUGAGAAUGACACAUUAUUGACAGAUGAUACUGAUAAUAAUAAUAAUAAUAAUAAUAAUAAUAAAGAUUAUUUAAGAAAUCACGCUUCAUCCCCAAAGGCUCGAAGCGCGGUAUUAAACCUGAGACUGACACACUAAUCUUAUUGACACCUUAGACUGACACACUUAUUGACACCUGAGACUGACACACUUAUUGACACCUGAGACUGACACACUUAUUGACACCUGAGACUGACACAUUAAUCUUAUUGACACCUGAGACCGACACACUUAUUGACACCUGAGACUAACACACUAAUCUUAUUGACACCUGAGACUGACACAU
This is a messenger RNA of Lymnaea stagnalis (great pond snail), 13364 nucleotides long. NCBI's taxonomy places the organism in Eukaryota, Metazoa, Mollusca, Gastropoda, Lymnaeidae. The record is from the annotation of a GenBank genome assembly.